GUGGCAUGCAGCAUUGCUCCUUGCAGCUGGAAGAGAAAGCUAAUACAGCCAGGUUGGACGGGACCGAGGUAGAGCCAUGUUGCUGUGGCCAGUAUGGAGCGCAAUACUGCUGCUGACCCCCCUGGAGGCUGCAGAGGAGGACCAUGUCCGAGCAGGCUGCAGCACAGCUGUAAAUGACCUGGUCUAUAUUGUCGAUGGCUCAUGGAGUGUUGGCUUCUCUGACUUCGACACGGCCAAGCAGUGGCUUAUCAACAUCACCAGCCAAUUUGACAUCAGUUCCCACUACACACAGGUGGCUGUGAUCCAGUACAGCGACACUCCCCGUCUGGAGAUUCCUCUGGGGAAACACCAGGGUGGAGCAGAGCUCAUCCAGGCCAUACGGAGCAUCGCCUACCUGGGAGGGAACACACAGACUGGCAGGGCCGUCAAGUUUGCCGUGGACCACGUCUUCUCCUCCUCCCAAAGAGCCAGGCAGGUCAAGAACCGCAUUGCUGUGGUGGUUACUGAUGGCAAAUCUCAGGACGACGUGGUGGAUGCCAGUAUGGAGGCACGAGCUCAGGGCAUUACAGUAUUCGCCGUUGGAGUUGGCAGUGAGAUCACCACCUCGGAGCUGGUAUCCAUCGCCAAUAAACCAUCAUCCACCUAUGUCCUGUAUGCCGAAGAUUACACCACCAUUGACCGUAUCCGAGACUCCAUGGAGCAAAAGCUCUGUGAAGAGUCUGUGUGUCCAACACGAAUCCCUGUGGUGUCUCGCGAUGAGAAAGGCUUUGAGCUGAUGGUGGGCAUGAACAUUCAGAUGAAGGCCAAGAAGAUCCCUGGCUCUCUGAUUUCUGAGACAGCCUACGCUCUGACUGCGUCCACAGACAUUACUGAGAAUACCAGGGAGAUUUUCCCAGAGGGCCUCCCUCCAUCCUAUGUGUUUGUAGUCACCCUGCGUCUAAAAGGGUCUUCUAGUAAGCUGACCUUUGACCUUUGGAGGGUGCUGUCUAAGGAUAAGGAGAUCCAGGCUGCAGUGACACUCAGUGGGAAGGACAAAACUGUCACCUUCACCACCACCAGUAUAACAGAAAAGGAGCAGAGAGUCAUCUUUAAAGGCGGCUUUCAGGCUCUGUAUGAUGGAAAGUGGCAUCAGCUCAAACUCCUGGUGAGGACACACCAAGUCACCAGUUUCCUUGACGAUCAACGGAUCCGGGAAGUAAUGCUGGGACCGGUGGAGCCCAUUUACAUCAAUGGGGAGACACAGGUGGCUAAGAGGCGAGGAACAGACAUCACUGUGCCUGUGGAGAUUCAGAAGCUGCGUCUGUACUGUGAUCCUCACCAGAGUGAGAGAGAAACAGCUUGUGAGAUCUACUCUGUGGAUGAUGAAAGGUGUCCUCUGAAUCGAACAGCCACAGUGGAGGAAGAAGACUGCAACUGUGUGGUCGGACCACCAGGGCAGCGUGGCCUGCCAGGACGCAUGGGUUUCCGAGGGGAGAAAGGGAGGGAAGGACCACCAGGACCUGAUGGUAAGCGUGGUAAAGAUGGGACACCUGGGGAAUCCGGCCCUCCUGGAUUACCAGGGAUGAAGGGUGAAGGUGGUCCAGCAGGACCAACAGGGGAGCCUGGUCUAAAGGGUAGCAAGGGAGACAGAGGGGAACCAGGAUUAUCGGGAGAACCAAGACCCCCAGGACCCAAGGGUCUUCCUGGUGAGAAAGGCGAGCCUGGACCUCCAGGAGAAACUGGACCAAUGGGGGAUCCAGGACUACCAGGCACCGGCGGACUGGUUGGGCCACCAGGACCAAAGGGAGAAACUGGGCCGACUGGUGCUGGUGGAGCUCAAGGUGCCCCGGGCGUGCAGGGGCCUCCUGGCAAAGCGGGCCCAAAGGGACCUCAGGGAGAGAGAGGGUUGCCUGGGCCACAAGGACCACCUGGAAUAAACGGAACACUGGGAAUCCAGGGGCCCCGGGGGCCGCCCGGAGAGAUCGGCCGAGACGGUCCCAAGGGGGAGUGUGGAGAUCCAGGGGUUGCUGGUCCUCUUGGUCCACCAGGCCAGAAGGGCUCAACAGGGGAGCCAGGUUUUCCAGGGCUGCCGGGUGCCACAGGGCUGCCAGGGUUCAAAGGUCACAAGGGGGAGAGAGGAGAGACGGGCUCUAAAGGAUACCAGGGGCAGCAAGGCAGAGACGGAGAUCCUGGGACUCCUGGUGUACCUGGCGAAGUGGGACCCAGGGGAAGGAAAGGAGAGAAAGGAGUGACAGGUGACGUAGGUUCCAGGGGGCCUGAAGGAAAAAAAGGGGACAUGGGCCACAUGGGUUCUGUUGGUCCCAGGGGAUUUCCUGGCCAGGAUGGGUUGCCGGGCCAACCAGGCCAACCAGGAUAUCCUGGGAAACCUGGCAAGCCUCCCUCAGAUGAACAUCUUCUAAAGCUCUGCACUGAUGUUCUGCGUAAUCAACUUCCAGCACUGCUCCAAACCCUGGCCCCCCCAGCUAGGUGCGAACCCUGUCUGAGCAUGAAGGGACCUCCAGGUGAGCCAGGAGCACUGGGACCCAAAGGCUCCAUGGGAACUCCAGGCUACCCUGGCAGGAGUGGUGCCCCCGGUUACCCAGGACCUCCUGGACUGCAGGGUCCUGCAGGCCUCAAAGGUGACAUGGGACCAAGAGGGCUCAAAGGCAGCAAAGGAGAAGGUUACCAUGGACCUCCAGGACCACCUGGACAGCCAGGGAUUCAGGGUCCUCGUGGCUUCGAUGGAAUUGGCCACCCAGGCAACCAGGGAAUUCCUGGAAAACCAGGACCACCAGGAGAUCCUGGUAAACGGGGUAACCCAGGGCUUCCAGGGGUUUGUGACGUUUCCAUAUGUUAUCAGACCUACAACCUAAGGGAACAUUACAGCAAAGGACCCAACGUCUGAUGACAUCAGACAGCAGCGUGGGAGAGCCUGCUAUUGACUUAAACACCCAAGUGUUUUUAGAAAGCGAUUUACUGUAUCACUGAUUUACUGUAGGUGCUGUGUGUGACUGUUGACUCCUUUAUGACAAAGUGUGUGUAGAGAACAGCUGCACUGGAAGCAGAAAUAACCUUAUUAGUUGAGUUAAACUGAAAUGGGCAGGGCAAUGAUUCAUGAUUAUGGAAUUCAUGAUCAAGCAUGGUCAGCAGGCUAAUGACCUAGCGUACUGAGAAACCAGGGUAACAUGGCUACUUUACACUUUUAAAGUUUGAAUAGCAAGUUUAAAUAGUGAAGUCAAACCCCAAGUAAGUCAGAUGAGCACAAAAAUGGUUGUAACUGAGCUGUGUUGUUUUUUGUGUAACUAGCAAGAGAACUAGGAUUGGGAAUAACAUUAGCUACCUCCUAUUUUACCAGAAUUACUCUUUAUGUUUAAGUCAGUGUUACUGAAGGCUUUGCUAACAAGACAGGAUGCUAACAGACCAACAACCAAGCAAAUAUUAUUUAAUAAUUAUUAAUUUAUUCCAGACUAUGAUAAAAACUGCAUAUUAUUAACAGAAGUGGACAAGAAUCUGCCCUUAUGCUGUGCUUGAAUGCUGCGGUUCCCUUGGCUUCACCAAAUGAGGUUUAUAUCAACCACUGAGAUUAUUUCUGCCUUCAGUGCAGCUCUGCCUCAGAGAAAUGAUUGUAUCUACAAAUUAUGUGAAACGUACAGUACAUGCCUUAACACUGAAUUGGGAUACAUCACAAUGGGACACACCAUUUUCACAUGAUUAACUUGUGAAAUGUUAGCUAACAGGUUAGGAAGUUUGGUCAAAGUUAAGUUUAAUUUCAUAGCUGAAAUCACUCUAGCCACAACAUUCUUAGUUUGCAGUGCAUUAUAUCACUGUCAGCCUGCUUCUAGUGCAUCCUACAUGUAAUCCCUUCUGUUGGAAAAACAUAUUUCUAUCACUUAUUGUGUAUGGAGCACCAGGGGUUGUGCUAAUCCAUCACUGUGACAUACAGGGUUGUAAGAAUCCUGUCACUGUCUAUUUUUAACCAUCAUAUUUGUUUUCCAAUAUUAUAUAGACUUAUUUUGCAUUGCUUUUCUCUGUGUGUGGAUUACCGUAAAUUCUCAAAUACUGGCCUUUAUUUACCUCAACUGCAGAUUUAUGCAGGCUUAUAUCAAUGACAGGCCUUAAUUUCUAUUUUCUCCAUGUUUUGUAAGUAUAUCUUAUCUCAAGUAAGAUGCCUCUGUGUUUCUUGAUGUGCUCCCAUUUUCAUUUGUUGUUAAUGCUGUUUGGUGUUGCAAACACAAAACUUCAUCCAUGUGUACUCUACCUGUCUUGAUAAAUUCAGUGUAAUUUAAUUUCCACAGCACUCUUUCCAUCAGUACAACAACAGAGUCACAUCCUACUCACCACUCUGCCACUCAAAGUCUCUUCAACAAAAAUACUGUUUUUAUUCAUCACUUACUUCCAGUCACUUCCACUUUGCCGUGUUUUGAUCACUGUUAAGUUACCAUCAAUGAAACUAUGAACUUACUGCACUGUUUUGCAUUAAAAGCAUUCCAUUUCUGGUAGGCUUUUAAUUUGCAUCUGCAGGAAGUGUUGAAUUUUAUUGCCAGUAACCUAACCACAAUUGGCAAAACAGCAGAAUAAAAGUGAUAUAAUAAGAAAUAAUCAGUGAAUGAAAACAGUAAUUCUCUUAAAAAAGAAACUCAGUGCAGCAGAGUGGUGAGUAUGGUGGCCAUGAUUAUUAUUUGAGACUUUUCCAUUAUUUAAAUACUAGAUUUUAUUUGAGAAUUUAUGGUAUACCAUUUGUAAUGAUAAAGCCAAAAUAGACUCUUUUAAGGAAGCCAUGCUCAAUGUUAAAAUAUUGAAAAAUUUAAAACAUUAACAUUAGUAAUAUGAAAUACGCUGAUUAAAUAACAGCGAGGUACCGUGUUGUCUAUGUUGUAAUUAUGCGUUAGCAAAGAUGGUUGUAUUACUGUUAAAAAUAUCACCAUGUGUGCCACUGUAUUAAGGCUCAGCCACACCUGCAUUUAAAAUGGCAAAAUUUCACGGCAAAAUCACUUCAUUUCAAUGGAAUUGCAGCAAUCAGUGGUUCCGCUUGCGGGGGCACAAAUCUUUAGUGUUGAGUUUAACUUUGGUGAAUUUUGACAUGCGACUUUACAGCAUUUACCAGUAGUAAAACGCCUUGACAGUGUAGACAUUUGAGGAGACAGAGCCCACUAAAGAGACAUGAUUUGCAGCCAGUUAUGAGCAGGAGUUGAUGGUAAAAAAACGUGUUUGGAAUAAACUGUGCACUAACUUAUUGUUCUGUUAGCUAGCUUGCAAAUUGCUCAUUCUUCUCGUCUUCAAUAACUCUUUAUUGAAUAAAAUAAUGUACAAUUCCUGAGAAUAAAAUGCACAAAGGCGUAUAUAUA
Messenger RNA from Siniperca chuatsi (mandarin fish), 5324 nucleotides. Its product is annotated as collagen alpha-1(XXI) chain. NCBI's taxonomy places the organism in Eukaryota, Metazoa, Chordata, Actinopteri, Centrarchiformes, Sinipercidae. The record is from RefSeq and is a predicted model, not a curated record. The transcript has 32 exons. Bases 77 to 2884 code for a protein of 935 amino acids.